AUGCUCCUGCGGUACACAGACAACGUGUUCUCAGAGCACUACAUCUCGACCAUCGGCGUCGACUUUAAGUUCUCCAACAUGGAGGCCCGUGGCAAGAAGGUCAAGCUGCAGAUUUGGGACACGGCCGGGCAGGAGCGGUUCCGUUCGAUCACGCGGACAUUCUACCGCGGUGCCCACGGCGUCGUCCUUGUCUUUGACAUCACCAACCGCGAGUCGUUUGAGGCCAUCGAGAGCGUGUGGCUCAAGGAGGUCCAGGCGUAUGCUGAUCCGUACGCCACGCUGGUGCUUGUCGGCAACAAGGCCGACAUGGAGGACGCGCGCGUGGUCGACGCCGCCGAGGCUUCGGCGUACGCCACGUCGCGUGGCAUGACAUACCUGGAGGCCUCGGCGCGCAACGACAUCGGCAUUGACGAGACCUUUACGUCGCUUGUUGAUGGCCUUGUCGACAACCUGGCCAUUCUUGGCGGCACAACCAAAAAGCCGCCCAUCCGCCCCAAGGCCGAGACCGACGGCGAUGCCGGCGGCCGUGGGCUCAAGUGCAUGUGCUGA
Messenger RNA from Thecamonas trahens ATCC 50062, 549 nucleotides. RefSeq names its product Ras family protein. The record is from RefSeq and is a predicted model, not a curated record. Gene Ontology annotation, molecular function: GTPase activity; GTP binding. Lineage: Eukaryota; Apusomonadida; Apusomonadidae. The transcript has a single exon. The coding region runs from base 1 to 549 and encodes 182 amino acids.